AUGCGAAAGGAGAAGGAGAUUGAGGCGAUUGAGCGACGACUGAAUGGCUAUCAGGCUCAGAUUCUGAUCCGAUUGCAGGUCAUGUUCAGUCAAAAGAUCAAUCAGCACAACGAGUUGGCCAACGCCCAACUGGAAGCUCUACGAAAUGAGGGCAGAGCUCUUCAGAAUAGGACGGCUUCCCAGUUGGAUGACCUACACGGUUUUAUUUCAACGCGGGUGAUAUCUCUUCAGUCUGGCGCAGGUCAGGGCCACUUCCAGGGGCCAAAAGAGGGACUGUUGGCCGAAUUGAGCACUUCGCUAUCGGAAUUGCAGUCCGUCACAAUUUCGCUCUCGCGGCAAAACAAAGUUCUAGAGCGUCUAGCCUUUCCAUCGAUGUACAGCCGCGAAGGGAGCAUUGAACGCGCCGAAAGUAACACUUUCGCAUGGAUGGUUGACGAAUGCUGCGAACAUGCAACUGACCUGGAAAAGACGAAGCAGCAAGUCCAGAGACAGCGUGCUCGAGAAGGCUUUCUCACUUGGCUCAACUCCGGUCGUCACAUCUUCCACAUCUCCGGCAAAGCAGGAUCGGGCAAAUCUACGUUGAUGAAGUUCCUCGCCAAGUCUCCGCGGGUGAAAAAGGAAUUAGAAACUUGGGCUAAGGGGCAUUCCUUGGUUUUUGUUCGAUUCUUCUUCUGGAACUCGGGCGAUGCGACGCAGAUGUCUCUUGAAGGACUAUAUCGAAGUCUGCUUUUCGAGACGUGCAGGCAAAUGCCGGACCUGAUUCCUCAGAUCUUUCCUGAGAUCUGGCGGGAUCCAAGCCUUAUAUCUGCCCCUAUACAGUUUGACGAGGUCAAGACCGCAUUCAAUCGUCUGAUCCGCGAGGCAACCUCCUCCGAGAGCUAUUUCUGCUUCUUCAUCGAUGGUCUGGACGAGUUUGAGGGCGACGAGGUUGACCACUGGCGUCUAUCACAGGACCUCGUGUCCUGGACAGCCCAAGCGAAAAACACCAAACUGUGCGUCAGCAGUCGUCCCCAUAUUCCUUUCAUUCGCUCCUUUGCAAAAGAGUUCAAUCACCAGAUCAGUAUCCAUGAUCUCACCUGGUUGGAUAUUUCCGAGUUUACCGUGGUGAUGUUUGAGAAAGACCCUAAUUUUCAUCGCAUUCAAAACACAUACAAGGACUUGACGAUUGAGCUGGUCAACGCAUCUGAUGGGGUAUUCCUAUGGUCCAGGAUGGCUGUCCGCUCGCUCUUGAAGGGUGUUGGGUAUCAGGCCAGUGAGAAGGAGCUGCGGAGAAAACUCCAAUUGCUGCCCAGAGGGUUGGAUGAGCUGUUUGAUCAGCUUCUGGGCUCCAUCGACCCUGACGAUCAGCUUCUGUCGGACCAAUUGUUCCUCUUGACCACUCCCAAUCUCUCGCACUGGCAACCAGUCGUCCAGAACGGGAUUGCAUACUCGUGGUUGGAGGACCUUGACGAUCCGAACUUUCCAUUUGAAACCCCGAUGCGGCCCUACGCGGAGAAGGAAAUCGACGAGCGACUGGAGCGUGUUUCGUGCUUGUUAGAUCGCCUUUCCAGAGGACUUCUUGAGAUGUCCCGAAAACGUGACCGUGAAACAGACGGACAUGACUACUUCACGCAUAACGUCCAGUUUCUCCAUCGUAGUGCCCGGGAGUACAUUUUAAACACCAGAAAAGCUCAGAUGGAUGCCCGUAUGCCUGCCUCCGAUGUGCUCCCCAGAAUAUUCCGCCUGUUGCUUGCCGAGCUUAAAUUUGCGUUACCAACGGUGCACGAUGACAGACCAAGGGUACAUGGGGUACUUGGGGUCCAAGGAGGCACUAUCAUGAAGGCCACCCAGAUGCUUCUCACUGUGAUACAGGAUGCAGAAUCCGGAUACGGAUACAACAUGCCAUCACGAUACUUCGAAGAGGCCAGCCGUAUUCUUCACCAUCACACCCAAACGCCAGAACGCAGGAUACAAGUCCGCGGCACCGACCUAGACAUCAAAGGUCAUAUCUGGGGUCACAACUUGCAACGCAUGGGAAGGGUGUGGCUAACUUUAAGGGAGUCCAACCAUUCACUGGAUUUUCUAUGUGAGGUGUUAUGGCGUGGUGGGCUGCAACAGUUUAUUUCGCCUCACCUGAUAAAGGAACUGAAGCAGCAGAAUGCGAUCUCUGGUCCAAACCUGCUGCUCGUUGCUUCUCGGUCCGGGAGCAGGGACUUAGUACAAGAACUUCUGCACGAAGGACGGACCCCGACAGAGAUGGUGGCCAUGGAGCCGAUCUAUCCCUUUGGCAAAGACUGGGAGGAGUUGGCACCAAUACCACCCUCCCAACCUGCCAUCUCCGUCUGGGUGAUAUUCCUAUAUUCGAUCGUGGAGAAUUUCUUCUUGACCACCUCUAGGCGCUACGAGGAGGCCCGAUGGUUUGCAUCACUCAGAGAGUUCCUGCAGUUCGAUGUUGAUUAUCAUGUUCAGUUUGUGGUGCGAAUACUUCCCUUAUUCAGCCAUGCAGAUGAACAAGUGGAUGCUCCCCGCCAACACUGCGAGGAUAGGUUGGACAAAGGCGAGAACGACGAGCGAUUGGUAUUUGAUCUACUGGAGUUUGUGAAGCUGGCGGCACCCUCCAACAUGAACUCUGUCUGCCAGAAGCUGAAAGCCGAACAAGGCGAAGCACAGGUGGCCCCGGUUUGCGGGCCUACAAUCAUACACCGACGGGGGUCUCUUUCUAGGUUACUUGAGGAGAUCGUUGCUACGGGCAGAUUUGAUCGUUAUCGUGCAUAG
Molecule: messenger RNA, 2754 nt
Organism: Aspergillus calidoustus
Lineage: Eukaryota; Fungi; Ascomycota; Eurotiomycetes; Eurotiales; Aspergillaceae
Source: the annotation of a GenBank genome assembly